Messenger RNA from Arabidopsis thaliana (thale cress), 1095 nucleotides. Its product is annotated as Phenazine biosynthesis PhzC/PhzF protein. The record is from RefSeq and is marked reviewed. Bases 45 to 989 code for a protein of 314 amino acids. Gene Ontology annotation, molecular function: catalytic activity. The transcript has 4 exons. Lineage: Eukaryota; Viridiplantae; Streptophyta; Magnoliopsida; Brassicales; Brassicaceae.
GAUAAUAAAGAGAUUCAAGCAGAAGAAAAUAAAGUCAAACAAAAAUGGCGGAGAAAAAGAGAGUCAAGUACUUCAUUGUUGAUGCAUUCGCUGAAUCUGCCUUCAAAGGGAAUCCAGCUGCUGUUUGCUUUCUAGAAGACGAUAACGAGAGAGACGACGCGUGGCUUCAGUCUCUUGCCACCGAGUUCAAUAUCUCCGAGACUUGUUUCCUCACUCCGAUCAUCGGAGACUUGCCUCGCUUCCGUCUCCGUUGGUUCACUCCAGUCGCUGAGGUGGAUUUGUGUGGUCAUGCAACUUUAGCAUCUGCUCACGUUCUCUUCUCAACUGGUUUGGUUGGUUCAGAGACAGUUGAGUUCGACACAUUAUCAGGGAUUCUAACAGCUAAACAUCUCAAAAAUGAUGAUGAUGGAGAAGAAUCAAGUAUCGAAUUGGAUUUCCCUGUUGUUCCAACAUAUGAAGUCAACUACAUUGAUGAUGAUCUCUCUUUGUUCUCCAAAGCCUUGAAUGGAGCUACCAUUCUUGAUGUCAAAGCCACAAAGAAAGACCUCCUCGUAACUAUAUUUCACCAACUGUCUCCAUUUUUCCUAUUCUUGCUAUGGGAACCAAAAUCUCGAUUCUUUUCGAAUGGUUUGCAGGUUGUGCUUUCAUCUUGGGAAGCUGUUAUUGAUUUGAAGCCAAGAUUAGAUGAGAUAUCGAAAUGCCCUUGUGAAGGAAUGAUGGUGACUGCCGCUGCUUCUGAUGGAUCUACUUAUGAUUUCUGUAGUCGCUACUUUGCCCCGAGAUUCGGAAUCAAUGAGGACCCUGUUACUGGAAGUGCUCAUUGUGCUUUAGCUCAUUACUGGAGCCUCAGGAUGAACAAGUGUGAUUUCUUCGCCUACCAGGCUUCAAGCAGAGGAGGAACGUUGAAGGUGCACCUGGACAAAGAGAAGCAGAGGGUUCUACUGAGAGGCAAAGCAGUCACUGUUAUGGAAGGUUAUGUCUUAGUGUGAUUUUGGCUAUGAUGAAAAUUCAGGCUCUUGUAAACGAUGAAAUUAAUAAAAGAUUCCAUAUAUUCUCGGAUAUAUAUAAUUGUAUCCAUUAAUAAAUACUCGUUUU